Molecule: messenger RNA, 1617 nt
Organism: Aspergillus puulaauensis
Lineage: Eukaryota; Fungi; Ascomycota; Eurotiomycetes; Eurotiales; Aspergillaceae
Product: putative MFS sugar transporter
Exons: 7
Coding region: 1-1617 (538 amino acids)
Biological process (GO): carbohydrate transport; transmembrane transport
Cellular component (GO): membrane
Molecular function (GO): carbohydrate:proton symporter activity
Source: RefSeq, a predicted model, not a curated record
AUGGUCAUCGUGGGCAAGCAGCGCGAGGAGGAUGUCGCGGAGCCCGUCUUGGAGAAAUUGGUCAGGGAAGACCGCACGCCAUGGUACAAAAAGCCUAACCUGAGGAGUCUGUAUUUGAUUCUCUUCCCGGCUUGCAUGGGCAUUGAAAUCACGUCUGGCUUCGAUUCUCAGAUCAUCAACGUUGUCCAGAUCGUGUAUACUUGGAACAAAUAUUUCGGCAAAGACACUGGCGAGUUAACGGACGACGGUCUACCGAAAUACGAAAUCGUUAGUGAACUAAAGGGCUUUCUUGCAGCCGCGUAUUCCCUCGGCGCUGUCCUCGCGCUUCCCUUUGUGCCCUGGGUUAACCAGACAUUCGGCCGCCGAUGGACCAUUAUGUUCGGGUCCCUAGUUAGUCUCCUGGGGGCUUUCCUCCAGGGCUUCUCCAAUGGAACUGCUAUGUAUUGCAUGGCACGAAUCAUCCUCGGUUUCGGCAUCCCCUUCUGCAUUGUUGCGGGUUCAUCGUUGCUCGGUGAAUUGGGGUACCCCAAAGAACGACCAUUCCUCACUUCGCUGUUCAAUUCGUCCUACUUUAUCGGUUCGAUUGUCGCCGCUUCCGUCGGCUUGGGCACUGUGGAUAUCAAGACGGACUGGGCCUGGAGAACUCCAUCUCUACUCCAGAUUGCACCAGCUAUGGUACAGAUAGUGUUUGUGAUGUUCCUUCCCGAGAGUCCUCGUUACCUGAUCAGCAAAGACCGAACAGAGGAGGCUCACGACAUACUCGUCAAGUACCAUGCCGAAGGCAAUCGUGAUUCUGUCAUUGUGAAGGCUGAAAUCGCCCAGAUCGAGAAAACCAUCAGGAUCGAGCUGGAAGACGCCAAAAACACUUGGGGGGAUAUGUUCCGCACCGCCGGUAUGCGCCGCCGUCUCUUAAUUACUGCCGCUCUCGGUUUAUUCACCCAAUGGUCUGGAAAUACUUUAAUCUCCUACUAUCUGAGUGACUUGCUUGAUAUGGUGAACAUCACGGACUCGGUUGUGAAGUCGAAAAUCAACGUUGGAAUCAAUUGCUGGGGUUUUGUCACCGGAACCGUUCUCGCCCUGACCUCACCUCGCUUCAAGCGUAGAACAAUGUACCUCACCACUGCCUGUGCCAUGCUAUGCGUGUACACUUCCUGGACCAUCUCGAUGGCAAGAUUCCUCCAGACAGGAGCCCGCGCCGCUGGCGUUACGACCAUUGUGUUUAUCUUCCUGUACUCUCCGGCAUAUAACUUAGGCUAUAAUGCUCUAACCUACACAUACCUGGUUGAAAUAUUCCCUUACAUCGGCCGGUCCCGCGGCCUCUCAUGGUUCCAGUUCUUUGGCCGCGGGGCGACCUUCUUCGCCACCUAUGUCAAUCCCAUUGGACUCGACCGCAUCGCGUGGAAAUGGUUGAUCUUUUACUGCUGCUUGUUGGCAUUUGAACUUGUAUUCAUCUACUUCUUCUUCCCGGAGACCCAGGGUCGCACGCUUGAAGAGUUGUCUUUCCUGUUCGAGGGCCAGGAGAAGGCCAACGCGGUUGCUGCUGUUGUGCAUAAGCAGAUUGACGAGCCGGAGCCGCAAAAAGCGGCGACAACUGAGAUUCACGAGGAGAAGGUGUAA